GUUAAAGUAUGUCUAAUACAGUACUGUAUUAUAACGUGUUUGUGAGUGAUCUGUGUUUUGAUUGGUUGUGAGUGCGUGAGUGUCGACCCAUUUAUACUCUAGUUUUCAACGAAUGCAUUGAAUUUGAAAUUUAGUGCUAAAACUGAAACACAUUAACAUUGAGUCCAAUGAUUGAGUGAAUCAAACAUUGAAAGCAUUGAAACAUUGAUUGCAAUUAAACCAUCACUUCAUUGAUUGUCACCAUUUGUUACACUUAUUCAAUGGCCACUACUUUGACCACCGAUUACUACAGAGAUUUGGUCACUACUGAGACCAAUAAAUUUAAAAUAUUAUGCCAUCAGUGGACACAAACGAUGGACAACGAACCCGAUAUUACCGAAGAAGCCGUCGGUCAUAUCCGGUCAACAAUCGGCAAAACAAAUCUAUUCAUAAAUCAAAGGUUUAAACAGUUUAGUGGACUCAUCGAUGACUGCGAAAUGAAAAGAGGUGUCAAAGAGACAAAGGUUGAAGAUCUUCAAGGCUUUUGGGAAAUGAUUUACUUUCAAAUACUGGAUUUGCAUCAAUCAUUUGAACGACUCAAUCAACUCAAAGACAACAAAUGGACUGAACUCGAAGUUAAGCCUAAAGAUGUACCCAAAGCUGCGCCCAAUAAAAGAGUUAUUAAAGUACUUCCCAAACACACAUCUAAACCAAUAGUCAGAUCUAAGAUCAGGGAACAGAUCCAAAAUAUGAGGAACAAGAGCUCAGAACAAUUGAUUAACAAAAAUGAAAGUUUCGGCGAAAAAGAGAACCAAAAGAUCGAUACGUCUAACAAAACACUUGAAGUGAAGAAAUUGGAGACAAUUGUCGACAAACAGUCGGAUAAUAGUAUAACUUGUGUCAAGAAUACCAUUAAAAGAACACCUCUUAAGAUGACAAUUAAGAAAUGAUGUAUUGAUUACAUUGUAUCAUAUCUUCAAAUACUUUUAAUAAUUAAAUUUGUGAUUUUAUUAAAUUAUCUCAACAUUUAACAGUAUUUUAUUCA
Molecule: messenger RNA, 1024 nt
Organism: Oppia nitens
Lineage: Eukaryota; Metazoa; Arthropoda; Arachnida; Sarcoptiformes; Oppiidae
Product: disks large-associated protein 5-like
Exons: 2
Coding region: 261-929 (222 amino acids)
Biological process (GO): signaling
Source: RefSeq, a predicted model, not a curated record